This is a messenger RNA of Protopterus annectens (West African lungfish), 4273 nucleotides long. RefSeq names its product EMAP like 4 (gene EML4). The record is from RefSeq and is a predicted model, not a curated record. Bases 235 to 3384 code for a protein of 1049 amino acids. Lineage: Eukaryota; Metazoa; Chordata; Ceratodontiformes; Protopteridae. The transcript has 24 exons. Gene Ontology annotation, cellular component: mitotic spindle. Gene Ontology annotation, molecular function: microtubule binding. Gene Ontology annotation, biological process: microtubule cytoskeleton organization.
UAGUUCUAUACUGCGCGUGCAGGGAGGCAAAAAAAAGGAAGGUGUCUUGUGGAGUUUUAAUCUGUGUCAGUCUAGAAGUGCUUUGUGGUAAGACUGCUGGACUAAGGAGGAGUUCCUUAGGAUUCGGAGUAUGCUGUCAUAUACAGAGAGCUUGGAUUUGUUCUGAAAUUGUUUGAGAAAGCAACAGGAAACUCAGGCAGAACUGGUUUAGAGUUGCUUAGUUUGCGGCAAGAAAUGGAAGACAGCCUGCCUGCUCUGGCUUCAGUGUGCGAGUCACCAGCCCUUCUCAACUUCUGCACUGAUGAUAGCAUUUCUGCUGCAAGCACGUCUGAUGUUCAGGACCGUCUUUCAGCUUUGGAAUUGCGAGUCCAGCAGCAGGAAGAUGAAAUCACGGUACUUAAGGCAGCCUUGGCCGACGUACUGAGACGUCUUGCCAUUUCUGAAGAUCAUACAGCAUCUUUGAAAAAAAUACCACCUGGCAAAGGUCCAGCAGUUUUACGUGAAGCCUUGUCUAUGUCAUGUAUACCUAAUGGGGGCGCGAUGAUCAGGAAACCAAGUCAUGGUUCUGUGUCAGUUGCCAGAAAGGAAACAUUUUCUUCAGCUGCAAAAAGUGGUACCGAGAAAAAGAAGGAAAAACUUCAAGAAGUGAAAGAAACAAAAGAGGAAUCUGAGUCUAAUGAUCAUAGCCAUCACAAUCAACAAAAUCAGACAUCAUCACCCUGUCCCCCCCAGGCUACCCAAACACAAAGACAUACUCCAGAAAGCAAGAGCUUUGCACCAACCAAAAGUGUAAAACGAUCCCAGAGCAACAACUGGGAGAGCUCAGAAGAAAGUCGUCACAAACUGAUAAGGGCUGCCACCACAACUAAGUUGUUAUCAAAAGUAGUAAAAAAUGUAGAGAAGCAUAAAGAACCUGUCAACAGCCCAGCAAAAGGGCCAAAUCGAGAAAAAAACAGCCAAGAGGGUGAAUACAUUAAGAUGUUCAUGCGAGGAAGACCAAUCACAAUGUUCAUUCCUUCUGAUGUGGAGAACUAUGACGACAUCAGGACCGAACUACCUCCUGAGAAACUAAAGUUAGAAUGGGUAUAUGGCUAUCGUGGAAGGGACUGUCGCGCCAAUGUCUACCUCCUCCCUACAGGAGAAAUCGUAUAUUUCAUUGCGUCAGUUGUAGUGCUGUUUAACUAUGAAGAGCGGACACAGAGGCAUUACCUAGGACACACAGACUGUGUUAAAUGCCUUGCAGUUCACCCUGACAAAAUCAGAAUAGCAACAGGACAGUUAGCUGGAGUGGAUAAAGAUGGAAGGCCUCUGCAUCCUCAUGUGCGUGUGUGGGACUCUGUGAGUCUAUCGACAUUACAGAUCAUUGGCCUUGGCACUUUUGAACGGGGUGUAGGAUCUCUGGCUUUUUCCAAAGCAGAUUCAGGUAUUCAUCUGGGUGUGAUUGACGAUUCAAAUGAACACAUGCUGACUGUAUGGGACUGGCAGAAGAAAUCCAAAAUUGCUGAAAUUAAGACCACAAAUGAGGUUGUAUUAGCCGUAGAGUUUCACCCUAUUGAUGCCAACACCAUAGUAACUUGUGGCAAGUCCCAUAUAUUUUUCUGGACAUGGAAUGGCAACUCACUAGCAAGGAAACAAGGAAUAUUUGGGAAAUAUGAAAAACCAAAGUUUGUACAGUGUUUAGCCUUCCUUGGGAAUGGAGAUGUCCUUGCUGGAGACUCAGGGGGUGUAAUGCUUAUAUGGAGUAAAACUGCAGUCGAACCCUCACCAGGAAAAGGGCCAAAGGGUGUGUAUCAAAUCAGUAGGCAGAUCAAAGCUCAUGACGGUAGCGUUUUCACAUUGUGUCAACUACGGAACGGAAUGAUGCUGACUGGUGGUGGGAAAGACAGGAAAAUAAUCCUCUGGGAUCAUAAACACAACCCUGAGAAAGAAACUGAGGUGCCUGAACAAUAUGGAACCAUUAGGGCAGUAUCGGAAGGAAAGGGAGAUCAGUUUUUGGUUGGUACAUCUCGCAAUUUUAUUCUGAGGGGUACAUUUAUUGAUGGUUUCCAGGUUGAGGUCCAGGGCCACACAGAAGAACUUUGGGGUUUGGCAACACAUCCAUUUAAAGACUUGUUCCUCACCUGUGCCCAGGACAGACAAGUUUGCCUGUGGAACUCUGUGGACCAUACAUUAGAAUGGACCAGACUAUUAGAUGAACCAGGACACUGUGCAGACUUCCAUCCAAGUGGGUCCGUUGUUGCAAUAGGAACCCAUUCAGGAAGGUGGUUUGUUCUGGAUGCUGAAACAAGAGACCUGGUGUCUAUCCACACUGAUGGCAAUGAGCAACUGUCUGUGAUGCGGUAUUCAGUUGAUGGCACAUUUCUUGCAGUGGGAUCACAUGACAACUUCAUAUAUCUCUACACAGUGUCCGAUAAUGGGAGGAAGUACAGCAGAUAUGGGAAGUGCACUGGACAUUCCAGCUAUAUUACACACCUUGACUGGUCACCAGAUAACAAUCAUAUCAUGUCAAACUCAGGAGACUAUGAAAUCCUAUACUGGGACAUUCCAAGUGGUUGCAAGCUAAUCCGAAAUCGCUCAGAAUGCAAGGACACAGACUGGGCAACAUACACAUGCGUUCUAGGAUUUCAUGUAUUUGGAGUGUGGCCUGAAGGUUCUGAUGGAACAGAUAUCAAUGCUCUUAUCAGGUCCCACAAUCGGAAAGUAAUAGCUGUUGCUGAUGACUUCUGCAAAGUGCAUCUCUUUCAGUAUCCAUGCUCUAAAGCAAAGGCUCCAAGCCACAAAUACAGUGCUCAUAGCAGCCAUGUCACCAAUGUCAGCUUUAGCCAUAGUGAUGGUCACCUAGUUUCUACUGGUGGAAAAGACAUGAGUAUCAUACAGUGGAAAUUAGUGGAAAAGGUGACCCUGCCAUCAAGUAAUGGCACUGCAGAGCCUUCUACUCCCAGAACGCCGGUACCUGUGAUAGAUGGUGUUGCAGAUCUGACACCAAGCACACUGCCGUCAUUCACUAAUGGCAUCCAGAAUGCAGUGCACACACCUGACACACCUGAUACUUCUGUAAUAUCAAAUGACAGCAUUGAGGAGGAGAGCCCAGAUCAAAGCAUGGAUCAGAAUACAGAGCACAGCCUGGGACAAGAUGCGGUGCAGAACACUGACCAAGGUGUGGAGGAGAAAGCAGAGCUGGAUGCAGAUGGUGAGCAGAACAGGGAACAGGAUGUGAAACAGAGUGAAGAUCAGGAUGUAGAAAUCACCGCAAAACAGAGGGAGGAAAGCAAUCUAAAUCUAAGCAAAUUGAACAACUUGCUGCUGUCUGAUGAUUCAGGCAAGGUACAAACCAAUGCUAUCAGUCCAACCAAAGACCACCAAGAUGCCUUGCCUGUGUCUUAAUGCAAAACAGACUUGGCGUUUCUUCUUCCGCUGCCCUUGUGUGCAUAGUGGGAGAGUGGGUUCUAAUCUUGGGAGGGAGCGCAGCUGGUAAUAGUGACCACUACAGCUGCUGGUUUCAGAGUGGAUAAAGACAAAUCUUCUGUUAAAGUGAGGAAUUGUCAGGGCUACUUUUGUCAAGUAGUGACAAAUCUCGCCACUGUUAAUAGUGAUGCGAAACAGUAGACUAAUAGCUUGGAUUCUAUAAUUGAAGGGACACAGGUUGUAAAUACUGGAAAAAAAAGUUGUUGAGAUGUGCUGAACUGUACUUGCAGAUAAAGUAAUUUCUUGAAAGAACAUUUGACACAACCAUUGCCAAUAGGUACCAUGGUAACUGCCAUUCGGAGUAAUACUGUGCUGUUUUGUAAGUUUCUGAGAAAAAAUAAAUAAAUAAAAUGGUGUUAAUGUUUGGCUCUCCUGAGAGCUUUAAUAUCCUGCCAUGGUCAUGGCACUGCCUUCUUAAAGUAACACAUAUGCAAUUUUCUUACACUACUACUUUUUCAAUGGUUCUGGAAGUAUUUACAGUUUAUUUGCCCUACUUGCUGCUAUCUGUCAUAAGAGUGAUUUACAAUCUCUUUAUGAAGUGCCACGUAAAUAAGGUAGCGCUUAUGAAGUUAACAUUCUUGCCCCUUAAACAAUUGACAUACUUUGCAAAAGUGAACAUGAAGUAAUAUUGAAGACAAAAAUAUUUAAAGCUUGUUCAGGCAUAAUUGAAGACAUAGAUUAAAAAAAUACCAGUGGAACCUUUGAACCAGAUAAGAUGUAGGUGACAAAAUGGCUGGCAGAAGUUUUCAACAUAUACCAUACGUUAACCACUCAUACAUUGUUUUGCUUUUACUGAGCAUAUUCCAAA